AUGGAGCGCUGGGACUCGCUGGGAUUUUUGAUUGUCACACUCAACUAUAAUGUGACGAUUGUAGGCAAGAUCUGGCUAAUGUUAAUAAUUCUGCUGCGAAUGGCAGUGGUAGUGUUAGCAGGCUAUCCACUCUACCAAGACGAGCAGGAGCGCUUCGUCUGCAACACCCUGCAACCAGGAUGCUCCAAUGUUUGCUAUGACUUGUUCUCUCCUGUAUCUCACUUUAGAUUCUGGCUCAUUCAGACUGUGUCUAUCCUGCUACCUUAUGCUGCAUUCAGCAUUUAUGUUUUGCACAAGGUAGCUAUGUACAUUGUAAGAAUGCACUGUUUGGUGCAUGAAUGCAAAGGGAAUGAGGGUUUAUCAAACCCCAAAGACCUGAAGGAGCUCUGUAGAAGUGCUGUUGUCAAUAGAUUAGAUUGUGCCGCAGACAACCUAAGUGUCCUUAAUUUUUCUGGGGCAUAUACUGUUCAUCUUUUUUUUAGGACACUACUUGAGGCUGCCUUUGCAGCUGUGCAGUAUUUUCUUUUUGGAUUUUUUGUUCCUGAGCGCUUUUCCUGCUACCAUUCACCUUGUACAAGCACAGUUGACUGUUAUGUCUCCCGGCCCACUGAGAAAUCCAUCAUGAUGAUUUUCAUCUGGGGGGUCAGCAGUCUAUCCUUUCUGCUUAGCCUUGCUGAUCUCGUCUGUGCUCUCCAGAGAAUGACAGCAAGAAACCAAAAGAACAAGCUGCUGGCAAACCUCCACGUAGAGAAUGACUGCAUUCUGAAUCUUCCUCCAGUACAGCAUGGUAGCUCUUCUCCACCUCAAAAUCAAGACUGUCCAGUAUCAAAUAGCAGCCAGACUAGUGAUGGCUCCUGCUCACUUCUCUCUGAAGAGGAAGAAGAGGCUGUUCUUCAUCCUGAAGUGAUCUCUCAGCAAACUGCCAGCACUAACCUUAACAGCAACAAGGCCUGUCUAUUAGGAGAUCUUGCUGUUAAGCAAGAUAGCACUGAAGAACCAUUGUGUGCCGGUGACCACCAAGGAACUGCAUGCAGGCAAGCGAGACCCAGGCUUCAGCAAGACUUCAUUAAAGAUACUGCCCUGACUUUGAGACCUCAGAUCAAGUCUCACCUUGGAGUUUCUUCCUCUGUAGUUCAGAGCAAGCUUUUAGGAUACUACCCUUCAGCUGAGCUAAAAAACCCUGAUGCACAAUCAAAUUAUAGCAGUACUAGUUGCUUGAGGUCAAAAAAGUCAGAAUGGGUAUAG
This is a messenger RNA of Gymnogyps californianus (California condor), 1245 nucleotides long. It is a transcript of the gene GJD4, whose product is annotated as gap junction protein delta 4. Gene Ontology annotation, cellular component: connexin complex. NCBI's taxonomy places the organism in Eukaryota, Metazoa, Chordata, Aves, Accipitriformes, Cathartidae. The record is from RefSeq and is a predicted model, not a curated record. The transcript is spliced from 2 exons. Bases 1 to 1245 code for a protein of 414 amino acids. Gene Ontology annotation, biological process: cell communication.